CCUUUCUCUGUGUUUUCUAUCUUUAGAAAUUCUUUUUCUGGACCUUUCUUUGAUGACCUUUUGGAGUUGGUGUGAUUCUCGUGGUGCAUCUUUCUUUUUUUAUUUCGACAAGAAAAUCUUAUAUGUAUAUCUUAUGUAGUGUGACUGAUCAGACAUGUAUUGAGUACUGGAGUGAAGGGUAUUAUUUGAUGUACCCAAAAAAGUUUAUCAUUCAUUUACUUCAAUUUGAAUCAAUCAGAAAGGAUACAUAAAAUUCUUCUUCAUUUUUUUAUAUGUGUUAGUAGAUAUUUAGCUAUUUCAAGAUUCCAAGGGGACUUUGAUCAGAGCAUCAAAUCUAUGUGUAGUAUUGUGGAGAAGAUAGAGAUGAGAUUUGAUCCAGAAGAAGUGAUUGAGGAAUUUGAAGCGUUGACCAAAGAAGCUGGUAAAGUUCAAGAAGAGACACUUAAAAAAAUUCUAGAAGAGAAUGGAGGCACAGGGUAUCUACAGCAAUGGGGUCUAAAUGGAAGAACUGAUUCUGAGAGUUUCAAAGCUUGUGUUCCUCUUGUUACUCACAAAGAUUUAGAGCCUUAUAUUCAAAGAAUUGCUGAUGGGGAUCUUUCCCCUGUCCUCACUGGAAAACCCAUUACAACCAUCUCAUUAAGUUCUGGUACUACUCAGGGAAGGCCAAAGUUUGUACCUUUCAAUGAUGAAUUGAUGGAAUCCACUAUGCAGAUAUUCAAAACGUCUUUUGCAUUUAGGAACAGAGAAUUCCCAAUUGAGAAUGGGAAGGCUUUGCAGUUCAUUUACAGCAGCAAGCAGUUCAAGACAAAGGGAGGUUUGGCAGCUGGAACUGCAACUACAAACGUGUAUAGUAACGCGCAUUUCAAGAAGACAAUGAAGGCAAUGCAAACGCCAUGUUGUAGCCCUGAUGAAGUUAUAUUUGGUCCUGAUUUCCACCAAUCUUUGUACUGCCAUCUGUUGUGUGGGCUCAUUUUUCGUGACGAUGUGCAAGUUAUCUCCUCAACAUUUGCCCACAGCAUUGUCCAUGCUUUUAGAACUUUCGAACAAGUGUGGGAAGAACUUGUUUCCGACAUAAGAGAAGGAGUCCUCUCUAGUCGAGUCACGGUCCCUUCCAUGAGAUCAGCAAUGUUGAAAUUGCUAAAGCAUGAUCCAGAAAAGGCUGACACCAUUUAUAAUAAAUUUUUGGGAUUAAGCAAUUGGUACGGGUUGAUUCCCGUACUAUUCCCAAAUGCAAGGUACAUAUACGGUAUUAUGACAGGGUCCAUGGAACCUUACCUCAAGAAAUUGAGGCAUUAUGCAGGGGAAUUGCCACUACUGAGCGCAGAUUAUGGUUCUUCUGAAGGAUGGAUUGGAGCAAAUGUCAAUCCUAAGUUGCCUCCUGAGCUAGUUACUUAUGCAGUACUUCCUAAUAUUGGUUAUUUUGAAUUUAUUCCUCUGAGGGGAAAUUUAGAUGGGCUUGAGCCUACACCAGUGGGUCUUGCUGAAGUUAAACGAGGGGAAGAGUAUGAAAUUGUUGUCACCAACUUUGCAGGGUUGUAUCGUUACAGACUCGGUGAUGUUGUGAAAAUAAAAGGAUUCCACAAUGCCACACCAGAACUCCAAUUCAUUUGCCGUAGAAAUCUGUUACUAAGCAUUAACAUUGACAAGAACACUGAAAAAGAUUUACAGCUAGCUGUGGAAGCAGCAGCCAGACAUUUAGUGCGCGAAAUGCUGGAAGUAGUAGAUUUCACGAGCCACGUGAAUUUUGAAACUGAUCCGGGACACUACGUGGUUUUCUGGGAGCUCAGUGGUGAAGCAAGCGAUGAAACUUUGCAAGAAUGUUGUAAUUGUUUGGACAAAUCGUUCGUCGAUGCAGGCUACGUGGGGUCCCGAAAGGCCAAGGUAAUUGGACCACUUGAGCUUAGAGUUGUGAAGAGGGGAACUUUUCAUAAGAUAUUAGAUCAUUUUGUAGGAUUAGGGGGUGCUGUUAGCCAGUUCAAGACCCCAAGAUGUGUUGGUCAGAACAACAGCAGACUGCUACAAAUACUAUGUUAUGAUGUUGUCAAGAGCUAUUUUAGUACUGCCUACUGUUGAUGUUGAACUUGAAUACUUGUACAAAAUUGAAGAGUACUUGUAUGGAAAACAGGAAAAGUUAAUGAAGCUUAGUGGUUGAUCUCAAUGAAGCU
Molecule: messenger RNA, 2165 nt
Organism: Lycium ferocissimum
Lineage: Eukaryota; Viridiplantae; Streptophyta; Magnoliopsida; Solanales; Solanaceae
Product: jasmonoyl--L-amino acid synthetase JAR4-like
Exons: 5
Coding region: 337-2073 (578 amino acids)
Cellular component (GO): cytoplasm
Molecular function (GO): acid-amino acid ligase activity
Source: RefSeq, a predicted model, not a curated record